AUGGCCGAGAACAUCCCCCCAACCGACAACACCCGCGGCGUCCCUUACUACGAGAAGCUCAAGCGUGACCUGCGCGAAACGCUGCAGAAGAAGCGCCUCUUGGACAAGAACAUGGCCACCCUCGAAGACCAGAUCUUCCGCUACGAAGCCUCCUACCUCGAAGAGACGGGCGCCGGCAACAUCAUCAAAGGCUUCGACAACUACAUCAAAGGCUCCUCCACCACGGCCGGCGCCACGAACGCCGGCGCGGGCGGCGGGACGAACACGAGGAGGAAGGGCCAGGUCGUGGAGAGCGACCGGGUCUUUUCGAGGAGUUCGGCGAGCUUCAUGAGGGAGCUCUCCCCGACCUCGUCGGCUCAGACGACACCCUCCCACGCCCCCACCCCCACGUCAGGUAACCCGAAUGGUCCGCUGUCGGUGAGGGAGGGCAAUCAUGCCACGCCGGCGAGUUCGACAAACAUGAAGGCGGGCCCGAAUAAUAAGAAAAAGAAGGGUGAGAAAGAGGAGGAGGACAACGAUGGUAGAGGUCCGAAGAGGUUAAAGAUUACUUAUGCCCGGGGUGGAGUCGGAGACUGA
Molecule: messenger RNA, 576 nt
Organism: Letharia columbiana
Lineage: Eukaryota; Fungi; Ascomycota; Lecanoromycetes; Lecanorales; Parmeliaceae
Exons: 3
Coding region: 1-576 (191 amino acids)
Cellular component (GO): NuA4 histone acetyltransferase complex
Source: RefSeq, a predicted model, not a curated record